Psilocybe cubensis is the source of this 870-nucleotide messenger RNA. RefSeq lists its product as uncharacterized. The transcript is spliced from 2 exons. The coding region runs from base 1 to 870 and encodes 289 amino acids. NCBI's taxonomy places the organism in Eukaryota, Fungi, Basidiomycota, Agaricomycetes, Agaricales, Agrocybaceae. The record is from RefSeq and is a predicted model, not a curated record.
AUGGAGAAGAUAUUUAUAAGGCUUCACCUCCCUUGUCCACAAGCUCCGUACUGGGCCGUUAUUGUUGGAGAGAACUACGAAUAUCAAGAUAGCGCAUGUCAUGUUUCCCUUGACUGCCUUCAGGUCAAACUUUGGAUAUUUCCGACCCACUUUGGCUUUUCCGGGGGACCAUGGAUCGACACUACCUUGGACGGCUUCACCGCUGAUGUAUGGAGUUCGAAAGACGCGCCGUGGUGGAUUAACUCUGUACGCAGCAACCUCAUUUCUACGAUACUGAAUGGAGAAACUGUCCUUCUUCACGCCAUUGCUACUAAAUUGUAUUUUGGAACAAUCUCCAAAUCACUUGAUGUGGAUGAAGAUGGCGAUGGAACCAUCGAUGAACAAGGUCUUUUUGAAGGUGAGGUUAACAAUGAGCUCCGAGCUCGCUGUUCAACGUCACAGUGGAACAUUGUUACUCCUUACGGCCGCAUGUAUACCUUUGGCCAACUCAACGCAGAGUUCCGGAGAAGUUGGGUAGAUGACAGGGGUACCUUUGCGAUGAUUAUUGGUCAAUGCAGAUUGCUGAAGUUAAGGAAGUCUACAGUCGAUGUGGACCAUUCAGUGCUAUGGCAAAUAUUCACUGCAAUAUCCUCUCUCCCAAACAUUGCGUUGAAAACUUACCGUAAUCCAUUAUCCCUCAUCGACAUAUAUGUCCCUCAUGCCCAGAUUUCAUUCAGCGACUUCCGCCUCCGCGAUGCAGAGUUGCUCCAUGAAAGUGCCGUUAAACUGAGACAGGAGUACAAUCAGUUCACUUACAAAUACCCCGGUGUGCUGGAAAACAUUGCAUGGGACAUUUUCAUAGGCCAUGUAUUAUCGUGUCUGCAAGAUUAA